AAUACCAAAACACAACGUGAGUGAUUUUUCAUUUGCGAAUUGUUGGACAAACCGAGUAGAGAGAACAAUGAAAAGGCGCCAACCGUCGCUUACAGAUUUUUUCCACAAGAAAAACAAAGUUCCAGAAUCGAACCCACAUGCACAACUGGCAAUUGAUCAAGAUCAAUAUCCAGAACUUGAAGAUGAACAAGAUGAACAUGAGACUGGACGAGACAAUGCUGAGCGGGAUAAUGCUGAACCAGAUGGAGUUCAACUUCAUACAAUUUGUGAUCCUGAAGAGACUCAAGAGAGAUCCACCCCUGAAACUAGCCAAGCAAGCUCCUGUGAUCUCGAUCAAGAAUUGGACAAACCAUCACAACCGAAGCUCCAGAAAUUUCCAAUAAAUACAAACUUUUCAAGCAAAAAAACGAGAUCUUUCAACGCAAACUGGUACAACCGCUUCGACUGGCUAGAGUAUAAUGUUCAAAGCGAUGCAGCAUUUUGCUUUGCUUGUAAAAACUUCUGCUCAAGAAAUUCCGCAGACACCACAUUUACCGUAACUGGCUUUAGAAAGUGGACUAAUGCGCUAGAUAAAAACAAAGGUUUUACGAAACACCAGAAAUCAGAAGUUCACAAAAAUUGCUACGAGAAAUGGAAAGCAAAGGCCCGAAUAUCAGACGGAAUAGAUACAAGUAUACUUGAGAAACUGGUUCCCGAUCAAGCGAAAACAACUCAAAAUAACAGAGAUUACUUUAAACUUCUGUUCCAGUACGUAAUUUGGUUUGCAACGAACGAAAUAGCAUUCCGGGGCCACGACGAGGCAGCUGAUUCGAAAAACCCAGGCAACUGGACAACGUUUAUCAAGAUGCAAUUACAGACCAACAAGGAGUUUCGAAGUCUCCACCAAGCGAUAACAGAAAAAAGGCUUCUUGUUGACUACACCAGUAAAACGUCUCUUAAUGAAAUGCUGUCUGUACUCGCGGUUCAGAUACGGAAAGAGAUAUGCCAUCAGAUCGAAACUGCCGGGUGCUUCAGUGCGCUAAUCGACGAAAGCAAAGACAAAGGCAAGAGGGAAGAGCUUGCUUUCUCUGUUCGUUACUACACCAACAAGGUACAAGAGAGAUUUCUAUCCAUGACUGCACUCACCAAAUUUGAUGCAGAAGCUAUCUCAGCAGUUACGAAAGACCUGAUCUCUGACGUACAGCAGAAAUCCAACGGAUCGCCUAUUAUCAGCCUCGGCGCAGAUGGCGCUAGCGUGAUGUCUGGCUGGUUAGCAGGAGUCGCAGAACUGCUUCGAUCAAGGUAUUUUGAAUGGCUAGUUUACAUCCAUUGUACUGCCCAUCGUUUGAAUUUGGUUGUAGGAGACAUGCUAAAUGCAUCUUUGUCGUCAAUGGAUGUUAUGACCACAAUAAAAUCCUGCCAUACACUGCUUAAUAAACCGAAGAUCAGACAAAAGUACGAAUCACUCCACAGAGAAAUGUAUCCUGGCAAACAAGUUAAACAUAUUGUGCAGCAAAUCGAUGUUCGUUGGGGAUGCAAAUACGAAGCCGUUAAUGUUAUAUCUGAAAGAUUUGAUGUUGUCCUCACGACUCUGAUAGAUGUGGCAAACAACCCCGGUGGAAGUGAUGAAGAUGAUGAGUAUCAGUAUACGAAGUCACAGGCAGAAACAGCAGCUGGACUGUACCACAAACUGAUGUCAGGAAAGUUCAUCGUGGGUCUGACAACACUUCAUAAGUAUCUCGGCAAGCUAUACUUCCUUAAUAAAGAACUUCAGACCGAAAAAAUUGAUUGGACGGACGUUCAAUACGAGCUGACCCGAACUCGGGACUUAAUUAACAACAUUAAAGAUGAGGACAUAUUCAUUGCGUCGAAAGAAAUUUCAAGAAAGACUGGAAACCCCUUAGCUCUCUGCGACACAAUGCCUAUCCACAACUUAGAGCUACAACAGUUAUGACUCCCGACGAUC
This is a messenger RNA of Dendronephthya gigantea, 1945 nucleotides long. Its product is annotated as zinc finger MYM-type protein 1-like. Bases 68 to 1933 code for a protein of 621 amino acids. The transcript has 2 exons. NCBI's taxonomy places the organism in Eukaryota, Metazoa, Cnidaria, Anthozoa, Malacalcyonacea, Nephtheidae. The record is from RefSeq and is a predicted model, not a curated record.